AUACACGAUAGAUCUCCAUCAGUUAUUUGAAGCUAGAUUACUAGUCUUCUUCGUUUCACAAUUUACAAGUAAAAAUGUACUAAAAACGACAAAAGAAACCAAUCAAAAAUUAAAAUCAAAGUUCAACAAUAGCAAAAUCACAUAAAUUAUAUUGAUAUACUGUAAAGCAAUUCAAAAAACAUAUUGCAUGUGGUGGAUUUGUACUAAUCUUCUUCAAUGAUCGUUUGGAACUUCAUAAUCAAAAGAAAAAUGCAAAAAAAUUAAAACUAGGAAUCGAAAAGCAGAGUAAAGCCUAGAAAAAUGAGAAAUCGAAUUUGUAAUGGUGAAAAUUGAGCCAAAACAAAGAGAAAUUGGGAGCAAAAGAGAGUAAUUGAGAGCAGAAGAGAGGAAGUUGGGUGAGAACUGAGAAAUAAAGAGGAAAGAGAAUCAAGAGUGAAAUUGAAGAACAAAGGAGAUAGAAAGAGGGAUAAUGAAGAGCAAGAGGAGAGAGAAAAAACAAAAUUAAAAGAAAAUAAAGGGAGGUAAGAAGGUAACAAAUUUCCUACUGCAUCAUAUCAUAUCAUCACAACAAAACUAUAGACUAUAGGUAUUGAUUUGAAGGCAGGAGGAAAAUGUAGGAGGAGAGAGGAAAAGGUGUUAUUGGGCCAUAACCAUGGCCAUUUAAUAACUUAUUGUAAACCGUCUUUUUUAAAACUUUUCAAUGGAGUAUCUCGUUUAUUAUGAUAGAGAUAUACUUUAAUUUCGAGUAAAUAAAGAUAAACUUGUAUUUACCCCCAAUUCCUCCUUGGAAAAACUAAUAUGCUAUCAAUGAAGUGAGCCAAUUUGAAUUUCUCAAUUUUGCUAGGCAGCAACAGUGGUGAUGAACAAAUUGCAGUAGUGGCAGCAUUGCUGCAUGUUUCUCAGGUUGAGAUUAAUCAUUUGUCGCAAACUACUCAGUGCUCAAGUCUAUGAUGAACCAUACUUAUUGGACUAAGGCAGUCCACAAACUAUCCUCUUGCAUUCGAACCCAAACAUCCAACACCAAAAAUGUCAUUGAUGCUCGAAUCAUCAAAACGGGUUUUGACCCGAAUACAAGCCGCACUAAUUUCCAGAUUGAAAAACUCAUUAAAACAGGUCAACUUUCCAAAGCACACCAACUGUUUGAUGAAAUGCCUAACAGAAAUGUAAUCUCUUUGAACACCUUGAUUUCAGGGUAUGUCAAGUCUGGUGAUCUUGUUACUGCAAGACAAUUGUUUGAUGGAAUGUAUGCUCGAACUACUGUUACUUGGACCAUUUUGAUUGGCGGUUAUGCUAACCGUGGAUACCCUUUGGACGCUUUUAAGCUUUAUGUUGAUAUGUAUAGGUCUAUGACUAUGCUGGAUUCUGUUACUUUUGCUACAUUGUUGUCGGGUUUCAACAAUAAUGAUUGUAUGUACCAAGUGAUUCAAGUACAUGCUCAUGUUUUAAAAAUGGGGUUUAGUUCAGCUCGUGCCGUGUGCAAUACUUUGUUGGGUUGUUAUUGCAAGUGUCAUUGCUUGGACUUAGCUUUAAGGCUUUUUAAUGAAAUGUCAGAAAGAGAUUCUGUUACUUACAAUGCAAUGAUUACUGGGUAUGCAAUUGUGGAGUUAAAUGAAGAAGCUGCUGAUCUUUUUCUGACAAUGCAGAAAAUGGGUUUCAGACCUUCUGAGUUCACCUUUACUGCAGUUUUAAGUGCUGCUGUUGGGUUAGGGGACAUAAUUUUUGGCAAGCAACUUCAUGGUUUUGUGGUGAAAACAAAUUUUAUUUGGAAUGUUUUUGUUAGCAAUGCUUUGCUUGAUUUUUAUUCAAAACAUGACCAUGUAAAGGAAGCUGAGAAACUUUUCCACGAAAUGACUGAAAUCGAUGGUGUUUCGUGCAACAUUAUCAUAACCGGCCAUGCAAGGGAAGGGAACUAUGAGAGGUCUCUUAAACUUUUCCAGGAUUUGCAGGGGACAAAAUUUGAUAGGAAUAAUUUUCCCUUUUCUACUAUGUUAAGUAUUGCAGCUUAUACACUUAAUUUGGAAAUGGGUAGACAAAUUCAUUCCCAGUGUAUUGUGACAACAGCAUCAUCAGAACUUCAAGUAGGAAAUGCACUCUUAGACAUGUAUGCUAGAUGUGGACGGUUUGAGGAGGCUAAUCUGAUCUUCCAAUCUCUCUCACACGAGGACACAGUCCCAUGGACAGCAGUGAUAUCUGCUCUUGUACAAACGGGGUACCAUGAAAAAGGGCUUGAUGUAUUCAUCAAAAUGCGCAGGGAACAUGUCAACCCUGAUCAAGCAACUUUUUCCAGUAUUUUAAGAGCUACUGCUAGUUUAGCCUCACUCUCGCUUGGAAGACAGCUGCAUUCUUUGGUGUAUAGGUCAGGAUAUUUUUCCAAUGUGUUUUGUGGAAGUGCAUUGCUUGAUAUGUAUUCAAAAUGUGGUUCUAUGAGAGAUGCUAUCAACGCUUUCCAAGAGAUGACUGAAAGGAAUAUAGUGUCGUGGAAUGCCAUGAUCUCUGCCUAUGCUCAGAAUGGAGAUGGUUAUGGUACCAUUGGGUUAUUUGAGGAAAUGGUUUCAGAGGGUCUUUGCCCAGACCCGGUAAGUUUUCUUAAUGUCCUAACUGCUUGUAGCCAUUGUGGGCUUGUUGAUCAAGGAAUAAGGUAUUUCAACAGUAUCACUAAAUUGUACCAUAUGGAGCCUAGGAGAGAGCAUUAUGUCACUAUGAUUGAUAUCUUAUGCCGAAGUGGACGUUUUGGACAAGCAAAGAAACUGAUGUCUGAAAUGCCCUUCAACCCAGAUGAAAUUAUGCUUUCAUCCAUUCUGAACUCAUGUAGGAUCCAUAAAAACCAAGAGCUAGCAAAAGAAGUUGCAGAACAGCUAUUCAAGAUGGAGGUGAGAGAUGCCUCUGCUUAUGUAAACAUGUCAAAUAUCUACGCGGAAGCUGGUCAGUGGGAUAAAGUUGCUGUGGUGAAGAAAGCAAUGAGAGAACGAGGACUUAAGAAGCCACCUGCUUAUAGCUGGGUGGAAAUCAACCACAAGAUGCACAUUUUCUCAGCAAAUGACAAGUCUCAUCCGAGAUGGGAGGACAUCAGAAGGAAAAUUGAGUCCUUAUCGAUGAGAAUGGAAGAGGAAGGUUAUAGACCAGAUACUAGUUGUACCCUUCAUAACUGGGAUGAAGAUACUAGAGCAGAAUGUUUAAAAUACCAUAGUGAACGCAUAGCUAUAGCAUUUGCAUUGAUCAGCACCCCUGAAGGUUCACCAAUAUUAGUGAUGAAGAAUCUAAGGGCUUGUUCCGAUUGCCAUGCUGCAAUCAAGAUCAUCUCUAAGGUAGUUGGGAGGGAGAUUACAGUGAGGGACUCCAGUCGAUUCCACCAUUUCAAAGAUGGGCAUUGUUCUUGUGGCGAUUAUUGGUGAUUAUUGUAUAAUGAGUUUCCAAGAAAAAGGAACUAUAAGAGUAUGGCUAUGAUGUCUGUGAAGCAAAUUUACAUUGAGAACAGGUUAAGUCUUUUCUUUUUUGACAACUUGUACAUCAUGGUUUUGGAAAUAAUGUCUAAUACAGUGUUGAAUAUUACAGUAUCUCAAUUUCAGAAGAGAACAUUUAGUGGUUCUUCCAGAUGGUUAGUUAGGCUGUGCAUCAAAAAGGAAAGACAAAUUGCAAGAUUCUGAACUUCUGAAAUGUACACCUUAUUUUUAUAAUUUCUCCAUAAGUUUCUCUUGGCCUUUGUUGCAAAUAGUUUGGUUCACAUGCAUGAAACUGGUCUCUUGUUUAAAUUGUGUCGGGGGAAAUAAGAAAUGUUAUAAUCAAUAUCAUUAUAGUGAGCUUCCAUCGAUAUUUGUAUGGUGAGCUUCCAUUUAUCUUUAUGGUGAGCUUCUCAAUCCUAUCUUACCUGUCAAACCUCCAUUUCAUCUCCAUCAAUUUAAAAAUAAUUUGUGCUGGAAAUUUUGGUUUUUAUUUUUCUUCCAGUGAAGAGAUUGACAGUCACGAUGCAGUGAUUAGUCCUGUUAAUGAUGUGAAUCUAAUGUUUGAGAUUUUUGUAUUUGGAUGAGUUGGUUUGGCCAUGUGGCUAUAUGCAGCCAGCAGUUUUACUACCAUUAUGACCUCCAUGCCUCUUGUGUAACUAUGUGUAUUACUUUUUGUCUUUGACAUCUUGUGUUUCUUUUUGGGUGAAAAGGAGAAUUAGUUUCGUUUAAGUUGUGGAAGUGAUUUUCAAAGUAAAUGCUAUGUGAUGCAAUUACCAUAAUAUGAAGAAAAUCAAUUUAUCAUUUUUCGAAAAUUAGUCUAACGGGUUUAGUUCUCGUGUGUUAAUUGGAUGGUCAGCAAAUGCACAUGCUUCUUAUCAAAUAUGAAAUUUCAAUUUUUUUUUUUUUUUUUUUUUAAUUGAUAAGCACAAUUCCCUUGGAUUACAUAGAAUGAGCCAACAUAUGGAAUAUCUCCAAAUAUUUUUGCUAAUUUCUUUUGCCUUCUUGCUUUCUACUCUUUUUUUUUCUUCACCUUAAGAGCUACCUCACUUUUUUAUUUUAUGGGAUUAGUGCAGAAGUAUGCCAAAUAUGUUGGUAUGAAGCAGACUUUUCGCCUUGUAGUUAGAGGCAUCACUUGUAACAUGAUCAACGUUCUGAAAGGGGCCUGUAAGUAGUCCAUUUUUUGCUUCUUUAAUUAUUUAUGGUGUGUUCUAUUUACCUAUUUUUCACUUAUUUAAUUUGAUUAAACUUAGCAGAACUUAUUUUAAUUAUAAAUUGAACAUAGUUAGCCCUAAUUUAGGCCUUAUUGGAACUUAUCUUAUCUGAAUUAUUUUUUCCUGAAAAAAGUAGACAAGGAGAACAGAACUAAGCAUUAGUAUAAUUUUAAUUUAACCCGGGGAAUUUCAAUCGCGCUUAUAUUCAUCACUGUAGGAAUUGGGUUCAAGCUUUCCCUAGCCCCUUCUCAUCAAUGGACUAGUUAAAUAGAGUUUGCAGGAAAUUGGAAAAAACUUCCAUCAGGGUUGGUGUAAAGACCCCUGUACAUGAUGAUUACAGACUACUCUUCUCAUCUUUAAAAGAAUAAUCUAGGCAAGUAACCCUUUACCAUUCCAGGCUCACCUAUACUUGUACUCCAAAUUACAUUUUUAGAACUCUAAAGAGGUGUAGGCAACAGGACAGUAGAUGUAACCCUCACUGCAAAGAUGGAAAUAAUACAGAUAUUAUAUGGCUGUAUUAGAAAAAGAAGUCCUCCAUCCUUUCCUCCGGUUGGGUGAGAAUGGAAAUUGCUAUAUUUCUAUUGAGGAGUGGAACAUCACACAUGACUCUUACCUAUUUUUGUUUUCUCACAGCUGAGGAAAGUGUUAAUCAUAAUAAGUGUGACAUACAAAGACUUCAAUCAGAUGAUAAAGGCAAUGUUACAUUCUAAAUUUUUAAUAUGAUUAUGAUACCUACUUUGUCACUUUGAUACUAUGCUUCUAGAAGUGAUUAUAUAUUUGUAUUUGGCAUGGGUUGUUGAUGAUUCAGAAAAUACAAGUUUAUCAUAGUGAUAAACAAAAUUUGUUUACCAUUUGAUAAACUGGGACAAGCUCGUUGAUAAUUAGUGUGAAGUUUGAAUAUGCUUUCCAGGCU
Chenopodium quinoa (quinoa) is the source of this 5564-nucleotide messenger RNA. Its product is annotated as putative pentatricopeptide repeat-containing protein At2g01510. Gene Ontology annotation, molecular function: RNA binding; protein binding; zinc ion binding. The coding region runs from base 948 to 3392 and encodes 814 amino acids. The transcript has 2 exons. The record is from RefSeq and is a predicted model, not a curated record. NCBI's taxonomy places the organism in Eukaryota, Viridiplantae, Streptophyta, Magnoliopsida, Caryophyllales, Amaranthaceae. Gene Ontology annotation, biological process: RNA modification.